Messenger RNA from Neltuma alba, 1731 nucleotides. Its product is annotated as basic 7S globulin-like. Gene Ontology annotation, biological process: proteolysis. The coding region runs from base 24 to 1298 and encodes 424 amino acids. The record is from RefSeq and is a predicted model, not a curated record. NCBI's taxonomy places the organism in Eukaryota, Viridiplantae, Streptophyta, Magnoliopsida, Fabales, Fabaceae. The transcript has a single exon. Gene Ontology annotation, molecular function: aspartic-type endopeptidase activity.
CAUCAGUUUGCUGUUCGAUCACAAUGGCUUCAUCUUCCGCCCUGAUCCAUUUCUUCCUCCUCUCAAUGGCCACCUUCUCAAUCUCAUGCUCAUCACUUCCCCAUCAGCCCAAAUCCCAACCCUAUUCCUUCAAACUUCCCAUUAAGAAAGACCCAUUAACCAAUCUCUACUACGCUUCUGUUGGCAUAGGAACUCCACAACACAACGUGGACCUGGUGGUUGAUCUUGGAGGACCAUCCCUGUGGUAUGACUGCAACAGUCGCUACAAUUCAUCGUCCUACCGCCCUGUAUCUUGUCAGUCAAAAAAAUGUCCCCAGGAUGCAGGAUGCACUGGUUGUUCUGGCCCUUUUAAACCAGGUUGCUCAAAUGACACUUGUGGUCAUAACAUUUUAAACAGUUUGGCUAAAUAUAUCUUCAGUGGUGACUUGGGCGACGAUGUCUUCCAUAUGCCCAACCUGAAAGUGCCUCACUUCCUUUCUGGCUGUACUGCUUCGGAUUCAUUCACCGGCGAUGCUGUAGUUCUAGAAGGCUUACCCAAAGGCAGUGAUGGGAUCAUAGGCCUUGCAAGGACGGAGUUAACGUUACCUGCACAGCUCUCAUCGGCUUAUAAGCUUCCUCGCAGGUUUUCUCUUUGUUUACCUUCUUCAACCAACAAAGGAUAUGGUGACAUGCUCGUUGGUGCCCAAGAUGUGUCCAAAGUUCUCAAAACCAUCCCACUGAUCGUCAACCCAGUUUCAACGGCUCCAGUGUUUACUACUGGGGAUGCCUCUUAUGAAUACUUCAUUGAUGUGAAAUCGAUCAAGAUUGACGGCAAGGCUGUGAACAUAAAACCUUCCCUUUUAUCCAUUGACAAAAAGGGAAAUGGGGGUACCAAAAUUACUACCAUGAGUCCUUUCACUGAGCUGCACAGCUCAGUUUACAAACCGUUUUUAAGACAAUUCGUCAAACAGGCUGCGAGCAGGAAGAUGAAGAGAGUGUCUCCAGUGCCACCAUUUGAGGCAUGCUAUGAUUCAAGCUCUAUUAAUAGGUCCGGCGUGCCUAGUAUUGAUUUGGAGCUUCAGGGGGGAGUGACAUGGACUAUUCAUGAGACCAAUUUAAUGGUGACGACUAAGCACAAUGUGGUGUGUCUGGGAUUUGUUGAUGGAGGGAAAGAACCGAAAAAGUCAUCGGUGAAAACCUCAAUCGUAAUUGGUGGGCAUCAAUUAGAGGAUAAUCUUCUGGUAUUUGAUUUGGUUUCCUCGAAACUAAGCUUUAGCUCCUCCCUUCUCCUCCAGAACACAAGUUGUUCUCGCUUUUAAUGCAAUGGCUUUGAGUUUUAUUCUCUAUUGGCCUUGUGGGUUGUGAAGCUUCAACCUCCAUGGAUGGCAAAAUAAAUACGGGAGCAUGAUAUAAGCGAAAUGAAGAAUGUGCCUUUUAUCUUUUAGUUUUGCGUGGACAAAUGAGUAAGUUUUUGUUCAAGAGUUCUCCAACAAAGUUCUCCAUCUUAUGUUUAUGAAAUAACAGCGUGUUUAGUUGGCACAUGGCAUGUGUUUCAAAAUUGAAUAGAUCUAGUGUUCCAAGUAUUGAUGAGGGGAAGUGGAAUGGAGCAUUCGUGGGGCCAAUAUUUCAAUGUUCAUCGCUGAGAAAAAUGUGGUGAGCUUGGGAUUUAGAACAAAGCCAAGAAUGUCAUUUGGGAAAUGUAGUAGGUGGACAUUUGAAGGUGUUUGAUGUGGAUUCCUCAAAACUAAGUUU